This is a messenger RNA of Diuraphis noxia (Russian wheat aphid), 816 nucleotides long. Its product is annotated as zinc finger MYM-type protein 1-like. The record is from RefSeq and is a predicted model, not a curated record. NCBI's taxonomy places the organism in Eukaryota, Metazoa, Arthropoda, Insecta, Hemiptera, Aphididae.
AUGUUCCAUCCAAUUCUUAGUGCAGUGUUAAAAGUAAGCACAUUUCUACAAACUUCAAACAUAAAUUUGUUGACAGCUGUGGAAGUAGUAGAUUCGUUGAAAGAAUCGCUCAAAAAAAUGAGAAAUGAGGAAUAUGAGUUUCAAAAUAUUUAUAAAAAUACUGUUAAAUUAUGUAAUGAUAUCGAUAUUCCAAUUCCAGCUACAAAAAAAAGAAAAAUUUCAUCAAAAGUAGAUACUUCUYAUACCAGCCAGUAUUUCUUUAAAACUAAAGAAGAAGAAAUGAAAUUAACUGUAUAUAAUACAGCUUUGGAUCAAAUGAUCAAUGGAAUAUCUAUUCUUUUCAAUCAAGAAACAAUUAACAUGAUUAAAAGUAUAGCUAAUUUAAUAAUUUUACAAACGAAUGAUGACGAUAUAUGUACAUUAGCUACAUCAUUUAAUCUAGAUACAGAGACUUUACUAACAGAAAUACGACUCUUACAAAAUUACGACAGUGUUCCUAAAAACGAAUUUAAAAAUAAAUGUGAUGAAUUGAUUAAAUGGUUAACUUCUUGUGAUAGACAAAAUAUUUUCCCUAGUAUCUUAAAAGCAUUAAAGUUAUUUGUUACAAUACCAGUAACAAGUUGUAGUUGUGAAAGGACUUUUUCAAAACUAAAUAUAGUUAAAACAAAAUUWCGCAGUACUAUGGGUCAGGAUAGAUUAGAUGGACUUUUAAACAUGUUUAUUGAACAGGAACAAGCGUAUAAUGUUGWUUAUGAAGAAGUAAUAAAMAUUUUUAAAACAUUGGACCCUACCGCAAAACGACGUAUGGAACUUUAA